This is a messenger RNA of Myotis davidii, 1671 nucleotides long. Its product is annotated as probable guanine nucleotide exchange factor MCF2L2. The transcript has 11 exons. The annotation marks the transcript as partial. Lineage: Eukaryota; Metazoa; Chordata; Mammalia; Chiroptera; Vespertilionidae. Gene Ontology annotation, molecular function: protein binding; guanyl-nucleotide exchange factor activity. The record is from RefSeq and is a predicted model, not a curated record. Gene Ontology annotation, cellular component: cytoplasm.
CCGACGGCCCAGGACCGCAAAUCCAGAAUUCGCCUCGCUCCCUCGCCCGGGAGGCCCGUUGCGCAGUUGCUGGGAGGUUGGAGCGACUCGCCCUUCUCAGCUCCGGAGCCGCCGUUCCCUCUCUCUGAGCCAGACGUCACGCUGGGCGAGCUGCCCGACUUCACCUUUAAAAUAACCCCCGGAGGGCGUGGCUGGCAUCGCCCGGCCCAGCCCCGCAGAGUUGGCCUGGCUGGCAGCGACUCCGGUCUGUGCCUGGAGAGAGCGAGGAAGAGGGUGAGGGCAGGGCACCCUCCGGAGGAGAUGCCCGUUGAAAACCAUCCAGAGCAGCAGUAGAAACAGUUGGUGUCGCUUUGUUUUGUUUAUAAACUGACCGUUUGUUUUCUUUCCCGGCGAAAUGUUAUGUGGGUUAAAAGAAGAAAUGGCUCCCCAAGAGCUCACCCGGCGACUGGCCACAGUGACCACUCACGUCGAUGAAAUCAUGCAGCAGGAAAUCAGGCCCUUGUUGGCAGUGGAUAUAAUUGAACAACUUCACAGACAAUUUGCCAUUCUUUCAGUGUGGAGGCUGCCGGCAUCGGGUUCGUCAUUGUUAUCGACAGACGAAGGGACAAGUGGAGCUCCAUAAAAGCAUCCUUGACACGAAUAGCUGUAGCAUUUCCUGGAAACUUGCAGCUCAUAUUCAUCCUUCGUCCAUCUCGCUUUAUCCAGAGGACAAUCACUGACAUUGGAAUUAAAUACUAUCAAGAUGAAUUUAAAAUGAAAGUACCGAUCGUUAUGUUAAAUUCUGUCUCUGACCUUCAAGGCUACAUUGACAAAAGCCAACUGACAGAGGACUUAGGGGGAACUCUGGAAUAUCGCCACAGCCAGUGGAUCAGUCAUCGAACUGCCAUUGAAAACUUUGCCUUGACAUUGAAGACCACUGCCCAGAUGCUUCAGACGUUUGGGGCCCGCCUGGCCGCAACAGAGCUGCCCAGAGGCGUGCCGUCUACUGCAGAGCUGCUCAUGUCCCACACAAAGCAGCGGGACAAGCUGCAGGAUGAGCUAAAAUUACUUGGAAAUCAAGGGGCCACAUUGCUGUCAUGUAUUCAACAACCAGCAACCAAAAGUCCCACCAGGAAACUCAGUCCCAAUCAACUUGAGAAUGUAGCUACCAUGGAAAGGUUACUAGUUCAGUUGGAUGAAACAGAAAAAGCCUUUAGUCGGUUUUGGUCCAAGCACCACCUGAAGCUUAGUCAAUGCCUACAACUACAGCACUUUGAGCACAAUUUUUGUGAGGUUAAGCUUGCCCUGGACAACUUGUUGGCAGAGCAAGCAGAAUUUACAGACAUCGGAAACAGUGUGAUGCGUGUGGAGCGACUUCUUAAGGAACACAAAAAACUGGAAGGAAAAGGCCAGGCGUCCUUGGAAAAGGCCCAGCUGCUUGCAACAAUCGGGGACCAGCUCAUCCAAAGCCACCACUACGCAGCGGACUCCAUCAGGCCCAAGUGUGUGGAGCUCAGGCACCUCUGCGAUGACUUCUUCAAUGAAAACAAGAAAAAACAUGACAUUUUAGAAAAGUCUUUGGAAUUACAUAGUCAGCUGGACAAGGUCAGCCGGUGGUGUGAGGCGGGAAUCUACCUCUUGGCUUCCCAAGCUGUAGACAAGUGCCAGUCUCGAGAGGGUGUUGACGUUGCC